AUGCCCGCGCGCUCCCAUGCCCAGCCCCGAAGGCCACUGCCCCGGCACCCUCCUCACCGCCGUCGCCGGCUGCGCUGCCCGCUCUCCCGAGACCAGGAAGAAACCUCUGAAGACAUCAGGGAACACAGGAAAAGCAGAUUUAAUUUGCUGGGGGAAUUCAGUGACUACAAUGACAAUGACAACACCACAAGAUCCUACGAUGACUACUUUUGUCCAGAAACAGUCUCAUCACUGGCUAGUGAUCCCACACAUCCUUUCAAGAAGAUCUUUGUGCCCUUAGUCUACCUUCUGAUAUUCCUUCUGGGGACCUUGGGCAAUGCCCUAGUACUGAUCAUCCUGGAGCGUUACAAGCGCGCCCGCACUACCACCGAGAACUUCCUCUUUCACCUAGCUCUGGCCAAUCUGGUGCUAUUGCUCACCUUGCCUUUUGGCGUGACCGAGAGCUUGACUGGCUGGAUCUUCGGCACUUUCCUCUGCAAAGUCCUUAGCGCUGUCCACAAGAUCAACUUCUACUGCAGCAGCAUGCUGCUGGGCUGCAUCAGUGUGGAUCGCUACCUGGCCAUAGUGUAUGCUAUCCACACCUACAGGAAGCGCAGAGUCAGGUCCAUCCACCUCACUUGCCUGGCCAUUUGGUUCCUCUCCCUGGUGCUGACCUUGCCCGAUCUAGUGCUCAUGGAGGUCUGGUCAGACAAGAGCAACCACAGUGUCUGCAAUUUCCAGCAAGUUGGGAUUCAUGGCAGCAACAUGUGGCUGGCAACCCGCUUCCUGUAUCACAUUGUGGGUUUCUUUGUGCCCCUGCUGGUCAUGUGCUACUGCUACACAGCCAUUGUGAGAACCCUGUGCCAGUCUCAGCGGCUGCAGAGGCAGAAGGCCGUGAGAGUGGCCAUCCUGGUCACAGGGGUGUUCCUACUCUGUUGGAGCCCUUACCACAUGGUCAUCUUUUUGGACACACUAGACAAGCUGGAAACCUUACCGAACGAUUGUGCCUUGGCGGACCAGCUGGGCACCAGCAUCAUGGUGACAGAGGUGAUUGGCUUCACACAUUGCUGUCUCAACCCCAUCCUCUAUGCCUUUGUUGGAGUCAAGUUCCGUAACGACUUCUUCCGGAUCCUCCGGGACCUGGGCUGCAUAAGCCAAGAGACCCUGCAGGAGAUCCUUGAUGUGACGAGGAAGAGCAGUGGGAUUGAGUCGGACACCAUCACUUCUGUCAGCACCUUCUAGUGGGGAAAGAACUGGGCACAGGGCUGAGAUAGACCUUGCUGAUCCUGGCCAGCAGAGCAUGUAAUGCCCUUGGUGCAAGACUCAGCUCUGCCUCAGUAUCAUCCCUACCACUUCCCUCCUCUCCACAAGAAACUGAGGUCUAAAGGCCACCAUUAAAACAGCAAAUACUUGUCAACUGUUACCACAUAGUUACUUCCUGUGCUAAGUAUAUGGAGAAAUGGUUUGUGUAGCCCUUGGUAAAUACUGACUUUACAUAGCAACCACUGCAAAGGGGCUGACUGGGACCCUAGUUAGUUAGCUCUGAUACUGCAUUCUCCCCACUGGAGGAGCCCCAUGUACAGAGCCAACCACAGAAUCGGGCCCUUAGAAAAUGACUAACAGGAAAUUCCAGAUGACGGAGAGAUUUUUAUCAAAGAAAUGGAAGAGCAUGAUUUAGUCUGUGCAGCUCAUUGAGGUGCUCAGAAGAAAGUGAUACAGCCCGAUUAUUGCUUUUAAUUAGAAACAGUUCUAUGUUUAAUCAAAGUCAUGUACAAUAUGAAGAAGUUUAGAGUAUGUUUUAGUUACUUGGGCACAUAGCUGCAUGUUACACACCAUUCUGGUCAAUACAAAGGACUGGACACUGCUCUUCUGACUGCAUCACAGAAUCUGGAAGUAGAAGAGGCCUGUAAGGCAGCCAGCCCAUUUCCUCCAGCCAAAGUCGGGUUGUCUCCUGUUGUGCCUUUCCUGGGGCUUUGGGACGGUUGGGUCCCUCGAUCCCAAAUGGGGGCAUUUCUGCGACUCACACUGGGAGACUCUUCCAUAGGCCCAAAGACUUUACUGUCAGGAAUUCCUUUCCUGCCCAUCAGCUGCAUACUUUCUCACUCACUUCCAAUCCAUUUUAUUUCUAUUAAUAAUUCCAGUUACUGACUUACUGGAACUAACUGAUUUCCUUUGAGGGUGAAUAUUCUCUGAGCAGCCCCUGUCCAGCCUUGUAACUGAACGCUGGCACAGACCCUCUCCUACUUUGAUUACCGGGUGGGAGGGGGAGGGAAAUAAGGCUGAACAUGUUAUUGAUUUGCUUUGGGGGUCGGUUGCUUUAUCUCUUGGCUUUAAGAGCAAGAAUUCCUGUUAUUCCAGAGUAAAACAGAACAUGGAAGGAGAAGAGGAGUUUGGGGUGGGGUGGGGUGUUUUUUUUCCAGGGGGAGACAAGGGAAAGUUUUUGCUAUGCUUUGUACUGUGCUUUCAGGCAUUUUAGCUCUAUCUGCAUUGAUGGUGUCUUUAAAAAUUUCACGUAUUAGAUUUUAGGGUAAAAAGGUCUGAACUUUGACUUCAUACCAGAGUUGUGGGUACCCCACAGCUCUCAGGAUCAGGCCUACUCUACACAGACAUGCACCAAACUCACGACAGCAGCUUUAACCCACAGCUGGGGUUAUUUCAGUGUAAGGCUGUGUCCAGCAGCCAUAAGGGACUCUGUUUAACUAUGUUGUUUUCCAUUAGCUGUUGUCACACCGACAGGGACAACGUGUAGGCAAUGCUGCUGCUUUCUUUAUAUUUUUCUUAAUAGGUAAAGUGUUACUUUGGCUUGAAAUGUAUUAGUUAUAGUUCUGCCUAAAGAGCCACUGGCCACCUCUCAUCCUAGGCACAACCUACCCACAAAUACAUUUGUAAAAAUCUGCUCCAAAAUUAACCUGAUUUUCUAGGCAAAACUAAAACUAUUUCUGCUGAUCAGUAUUAAUUUCAGUGUUGUCAAACUGCCCAUGUGGCCGGGUGGAUGUUUGAGUUUUGUGCUAGGGUCACUAGUAGCAUUCACCCAAUAACAAAGAGACCAACUACAAUUCACUCACCCCUUUCCAGAAAAAUGAUCUGUCAGAAGUAGGGGAAUGAUCCAUAUUUAAAGGAUCACCACUGGGCUAAAUUCAGCCCAAAAUGGAGGAUUGGUGAAGCCUUUUACCAACUCUAACCCCAACGGGAAAAGUCCAAGGUUUAGAGAGUUUUUUGGGUUUUUUUUAAAUUCCAAGGGAUGUAACGUUAACAACAACAAAAAAAUCAAAUAUUCCCUGCGGUGUUCACAGCACAGCCACUGAGAACCCCAGUGAAGCUGAUGAGGUGAUUCUUAUGGUCCAAGCAGGGAGAAAUGCCGAAAAGUUUGUUUAAACUGUGCUACUGUGGCAAAGUCCAGGUACAGUUUGUACAUUAUUUCACUGUUCAUAACUCAAAGGAGAUAUUGAGAGGCUUUUUUUUUUUAAAUGAACUAUAAUGAUUAAUUAAAUAAAGUACUUUUUCCACCUCGCCUGUCUCAUGCUUCUGCAGAAAGUCAGCUGCAGUUGUCAAUAUUCUGAAACAGACAUAUCAGAGAGACCAAUGAAUAGCUGCUGGCUGGUCAGAUGCCUUUCUGAUAAGUUCUGUAUGGAGAUAAAAGGAGCCUUUCAUGUGUUGCUUAUGAGGCUCACUGGAAUUUGUCCUUUUCACUAGUACUGCAGAAGCCUCUCUUAUUUUAGGGCACAUGUAAGAUCCAAGUUUAGCUCGUUUUUUAACCAAGGACUGCCCAGAGCACCCAUCACCAUUGUACUUAGACAUCAGCUAACCCUAGUAGGUUACUAUAAGCUACUUUAUUCAAGUUUCAGAUUUGCCAACCCAUAGCAGAGUUACACUCAAAGCUCAGCUGCUUUAAGUAAGAAAAAAUCAACUGGAUCUUGUUUCAUUGGAGAGAUCUUAUUAAAGUGCUCACAGUGCAUUAGGCCCAGGGAGAGUUGGUGCUCUCAGGUUUCCAUAAUUGCUGCAAGAACUGCUUGGUGGCAAAAACACUUAUUCAUCUGCCUGCUCUGCUGCUCAUCCAAGUUUGGCCCUGGCUGCAAGAAGAGGCAGCUCAAUAGUGAGAGAUUGUAUGGUCCAGCAGUCUGAGCAAGUGAUUCCAAAGCUGUGACACUGAUACCUGAUGUGGCCUUGGUCAAGUCACAUAGCCUAGUUUGACCGUCUCCAAAAUAGGGAUAAUGCACUGCACUGCACUCCUGCCUGCUAUGUGACUCUGCAGCCCAGUCUUGCCGAUCCAUGGCUACCUGGCAACAAAUCAAGCAAAGAGGCAAGAGUGAGUCAAAGAAAGAGGCGCUUCACCAGAGCUUAAAUUCAGCUGGAGCACACCAGCGUGGAGCUCUGGUAAAUAGUUUCAAACCUGCGGCGGUAGCGGGGCUAAAGCCCCAAGCCCUGGUGCCCCCCCACCCCUAAGUUAAAGCCUGGAGCCCCUAAUGGGGUGGGGCGCUCCAGGAAAUAAUCUUUGAGAAUUUAAGCCCUGGGCUUCACCAAAACACACAGGAUGCUGGACAUCGAAUGCAGCGAAGUCUUUAACAGAUGUUAGUCUGUUACAUGCCCAAAUACCUGAGCAGCUCCAAACAGGUCAGUGCAACAGGGCAGAGGAGCAGUGAUCAUGUAAGAAAUAGCUUCUCUGGACUGAGAACUGGACCUGCCCCCUACCUGAACAACUGGGACCGAUGGGACUUUGUGGCAGGAUCUACCUCUGGGGCUUUUCCUAGCUAGAAUCCAAGACUCAGCCUGGUGGGGCACAGUGAUUGGCAGCUAUCAAAAGGACACUGCUACCAAAGUUUGCUAAGCAACAGCACAGGUACACAAGUGCACAUACAGCAGAGCACCCACAGGGACCUGUAUCUCGAAGACCCAGUGUUACUGCACAAGGUGAGUAACUUCUUUCAGCAUGCCAACUGACAAUACCAUGGGCCCCUAUAAUGGGGUCAGCACCUGCCUCUCACAAGCGCCCCCCUCUGGUUGGGUGUGUGUGCAGUCUUUAAAUCAGUCCAGCCCUAAUGUUGGGCUGUAUCCCCAGGGCUUCCUCCCUGGAUACACUAUCUUCCUGUGGCCCUCUCCAGGCUCAGUCCCUACACUCAGUGUCUGCAGCCAGCCCAAAGCUCCUUCAGUGCUAGCAGGGACUGGGGAUCAAAUUGUCUUUGGCUCAGUCCUAGCAGCCAGCCAGGAGCCUCUCACUCUCCCAUUCCCUGCUCCCACUUCGCUGUCCAUUGUGCUGCAGAUCCCUCAGCUAGACAGGCCUGCAGUCCUUUCUUCUCCAGCUUCCAGCAGCAACUAACUGCUACGCUGCUCUGCAGCUCCUUUUAUUUGGCCCUCCUGGGCCAUGAUUAGCUGCUUCCUCUGCAGCCACUCUAGCCUGCUUGGAGGACUGCUCCACUGCUCCUCAGCUGGGAUGAGUGUAGCAGGACCCUGAGGCCACCAACAAGCCACAGAAAGUCAGGGGGGAGGGGUUCCCUCAUGUUUGCCUCUUGAAGUUGUUCCACUUGACUUACCCACUCACUGGCCCCUAGAAUAGUUGAGAUGCCUUCUCUAGGCCAGGGGUUCAGUGACUGCUGUAGAGUGUGGGAAAUGCUAGGGCAACACACCCACCCCAGUCUGGUAAGAGAGGGCUUGACUAGCCCUUUCCUGUAGCCCAUGGGUGCACCCUAAACUUUGGGCUAUCAUGAUGGGGUGGUUCUCAUUGUUGCCUCUUGAAGCCGUUCCACUUGAAUUAACUAGUCUUUAGGCCAGCCCAUGAGCAAGAUGCGCUCUGCAACCUGGUGGUUAGGUUACAUGCCUGGCCUGUGGGAGAUGCUCCCUUACUCUUGCCUGUGGAAGCUAUUGCAAUUGACUUAACAAUUCUUCAGGCCAGGCCAAAAGUCAGAAUCACUCUAUAGGCUGGUGGUGAGGGUACUCACACCUAGGUUGUUGGAAAGCCUGGUUCAAAUCCCUACUCUGCCUAUUCAGCAGGGGAUUGCACAGGGAUUUCCUCCCUCCCAGGUGAUUGCCCUUUGCAAUGGGACAUCCUUGUCUGAACCCCCUCCCUUUCUCAGGAGGCCAUUUCUAUCUUGGGACAGGGAGGGGAUUCAGACAGGGCUUGCCCACCUCUGACUCUUCCCUGGGAGGUGGGAGCCCGCAGCUCACACUCUUAAGCAGAGAAGGGCUCUGCCACAGCCUGGAUGUGUAUCCUAGCUACUGGGGAUGAGAGGGGGAUUUGGGUCUUUUGUAUGGCCACCAUUACUCAUUAAUUAAAGCAGCAAGAGCUGCUCUGUAUCGUCCACAGUCAAUUUACAAGGGCCUGCACCUCAGGCACCAGACCUCCUCCACUGAGACAAAUGGGGAAUUUGAACCAGGGUCACUCACAUCCCAGAAAAGUGCUCUAACCCCCCCUAGCAUCAAGAGCCAUGGAGGCAGACUUUGGCCCAUUUAUUAUGUAGUUAAAGUGGACCACCGUCAAUAGAAAAGACUGAGGGAACCCUAUGUCAGAAUACCUCCCAGGCUGGCACUUAGGCCCUUCACUUGAGAGGUAAGGGAGCCUGCUUCAAAUCCCAUCUCAACCAGCACAAAAGGGAUUUGAACCAGCAACUCACCCAUUCUGGAGAACAUACCAAAACAACUGGACUACCAAAAGAUUCACAGCCUGAGUUUGACCCAAUUAUUUAGUGGCAGUGGACCAGCUUCACCAAGAAAGACCAAGGUUGCUCCCACAUCAAAAUACCUCCCACAUUGGCAUUUAAGCCAUUCACUGGAGGUAAGAGAAUAAAGUUCAAAUCUCAGCUCAGCAAGCAGAAAGAGGGUUUGAAUCAGCAACUCCUAUGUUCUUAGCCAGGAGUGUAAUGUGUAACUUGUCUCAAUAUAUUGAAGUCUACUCUGCUAGCUCUCUGUGCAGAGCUGGGACAGCACAUGGAAAGAACACAGACACGUACGCCGACUGACCUCAUUGGCAAUCAGUGAGUGAAGAUUAUUCUGUAGCCUUGAGUACUAGCUCCAAAGGAGCAGUCAGAGAAUAAAGCCAACACUGCUCCUUUCCUUCACUGCUUCUGCCCAGCAGGAGCGACUGGCUCAGGAGCAUCCAUGGCUCUGCAGUUCUGAGAGAGCAGAGAGCUUAGAAACGCACGGUUUAUAGUGCAGAGAGCUGGGCUGACAGCAGGGCAGGGAGGGAAUGGGCUCUUUUAUUGCCUCAUGGUAGCUGUUUCCAACUGAAUGGAGAGGAUGAGCUACCCAAAAAGCAGCAACAGAGGGUUAGCCAGUGGCGCUGAUCAUAGGUGCUACUACAGCAUCAGCUCUUGCUCGGAGCAGAAGACUGCUGCUGACAUCAUUGGAAAGGAUUGCAGUUAAAAGCUAAGAUUUGACUUGUAGUUUGGAUAAUCUGGGCAUUAACAACAGCUCUGCCCUUCACAUGGCAACAACUCUCCUCAUUCCUCAAACAUAAUUUGGAGAAAACAACCAGAAGAAAUGCAUGUGUCCAAGCCAGUUCUUCGCUGGGGCUCUACCAAACAGCAACUACCAGCAAUAUGUGAUUUGAUGUGAGCCCCCA
This is a messenger RNA of Mauremys mutica (yellowpond turtle), 7531 nucleotides long. RefSeq names its product C-X-C motif chemokine receptor 5 (gene CXCR5). The record is from RefSeq and is a predicted model, not a curated record. Lineage: Eukaryota; Metazoa; Chordata; Testudines; Geoemydidae. Gene Ontology annotation, cellular component: membrane. Gene Ontology annotation, biological process: B cell activation; lymph node development; chemotaxis. The coding region runs from base 1 to 1221 and encodes 406 amino acids. Gene Ontology annotation, molecular function: C-X-C chemokine receptor activity. The transcript is spliced from 3 exons.